This is a messenger RNA of Nelumbo nucifera (sacred lotus), 1641 nucleotides long. Its product is annotated as YebC-like protein. The record is from RefSeq and is a predicted model, not a curated record. Gene Ontology annotation, cellular component: chloroplast. Lineage: Eukaryota; Viridiplantae; Streptophyta; Magnoliopsida; Proteales; Nelumbonaceae.
AAUGUUUUUCUCGACCAAACCGGCUUUUGGUGUCUCCCAAAGCAUAUGGCCGCGGUAAGCCUGUAAGUCUGGAGUAGAUCUCCUUCCGGUGAUUCAGCGAACGGAUGUGGACGACCCACCAAGGAACGCUUUCUUCCUUUGAGCUGCGACAGAUAAAAAGAAAGUUAAACCACAGCAAGGCCGUAAGAUUGUGGUUGAUUGGGGUGUUUGUGGUUAGCUUUGCUUAACUAUUGCAUUCGCAUUUCACCGUGACAAGUUUGAAGAGCAGUGAGACGAGACAAUGAUCUCCUCAGCUAGAGUUUUGGGUGCAUUUAUUCAUAAGUUCUCAAAUGGGUUUUCCUUCAAAUGCUCCACCUCCUUCCCUCUCCAAAGAACUGGGUUGCUGGAGACCAACGUGUGUUGGUCAUGGAUUUCAUAUGAAGUGAAGCCUAACUAUCCAGUGAGAAGGAUAUGGACAUUUUCUCCCGUCUGUAUGGGCAGGCGUUCUAGCAAGAUUGCUGGAAGAAAGGAGGCUCAAGAUGCAAAGAAGGCAAAACGUUAUGGAAAAAUUGGGAAGGAAAUUGUAUCUGCCGUCAAGAAGGGUGGUCCAAAUCCAGUAUCAAACACUGUUUUGGCUGCUGUACUAGAGAAAGCUAAGGAGCUUGAUGUGCCCAAGGAAAUUCUGGAGCGCAACAUUAAGAGAGCUUCUGAAAAGGGACAAGAAGCUUACAUUGAGAAAUUCUAUGAAGUAUAUGGUUUUGGUGGAGUAGGUAUAGUAGUUGAGGUUUUAACAGAUAAAAUAACCAGAUCAGUGGCAGCUGUUAGAGAGGUAGCAAAGGACUAUGGUGGAAAGAUGGCAGACCCAGGAUCAAUUAUGUUCAAGUUUAGACGUGCUCGGGUUGUAAAUAUAAAGGUCACAGAUGCUGACAAAGACCAACUUCUUGCAAUAGCCUUAGAUGCUGGUGCUGAGGAUGUUAUUGAACCUCCAACAUAUGAAGAUGACCCAGAAGAAGAUAGAACAGAAAGCUACUACAAAGUUGUAAGUUCAUCAGAGAAUUACUCUAUGAUACUGUCUAAACUCCGCGAAGAAGGAAUAGCUUUUGAACCUGAUAAUGGAUUUGAGCUACUUCCAAUAACCACCAUCGAGGUUGAUGAUGAAGCUAUGGAAUUGAACAAAGAACUUAUGUCCAAAUUACUUGAACUUGAUGAUGUCGAUGCUGUUUAUACAGACCAAAAGUGAUCAAACUAGCUGAUGUAAUCAUCAUGUCUGUAAGAUAAUAUCAAGGUUCCACCGCUGCAGGAUCCAUCUGCAAAUCUUUGCUUUGCCAGAAAAUUAUAUAUCCUUGCAUCAUCUGCUGCCAACACGAGGGAAUUUUCCAUCGUUGUUCAGAUGAAGAUUAAUUUGAAGUAAAUUUGUCUGCUUCUUAUAUCCCAAAUCAUAGAAGAGAAUUAUGGAGCAGCAAGAUUUUGACAAUAAAAUUUUGGUUUGAGGUCAAAUCACCAUAAUUAUAGUAAUAAUAUCAGGUUUGCUUAUACUGUAGGCAUGCAAUGUUCAUUGUUGUAUGGUUCAUUUACAAUGGAUGUUCCCUGUUUUAUUUGAAUUAGCCCAUAAAUAAGUGGAUCGGUACAGUUUAACCUGAAUAACCAUUAAUAAUUCAUUUA